Molecule: messenger RNA, 913 nt
Organism: Owenia fusiformis
Lineage: Eukaryota; Metazoa; Annelida; Polychaeta; Sabellida; Oweniidae
Source: the annotation of a GenBank genome assembly
UGAGCUUUGAACUGGAAAUUCCAUAUUUUGAAGAUUACAGAUCAAAUCCAUUUUACAUUAAUCCAAUCCACCUCUUAAGCAUUGUCUUUGGUCCCCCUUUAGCAUCCACAUUUAUCAAAUCAAGAUAUUUAAAAACAUCAGAAUAUUUUUAUGUAAAGGUAUGCUGUUCUAAAGUUAUAUUAUUCAGCUUUUUUUUAACUUGUGUUCUCCUCUAUUAUUGUUCCUCUCCUGGUAUUCUCAAAUCUGAGUACUUGAAACCAACAUAUCUAUUGAAUGGAUCAGGGAAUCUGUCCCCUAUUUUCCAUACACAACAACUAGGUAUCACUACCCGUGAUCCAGCUCCCAGCUUUCCCCAUUCCAAGAGGACAAACUGCAUGUACGCUGCGUGCCUAAAUCCCUUUUUGACAUCUCUGUCCAUGUCAUUGGGGUCAUAGUCUACAUACCCUAACAAGUCCUCCUGAUAGGCCAUAGAUAUGGCCAGAACAGUGGUAUCAAGAACCCUUAUCUCAACCUCCUGAAAAUAAAAGAAAAAAAAAUUCCCUUUAAAUCACCAUUAUUAAACAUUCCCUGUAACAGAAGAAAUCCACAUAAUUUAGUUGGGUUUUGCCAUAUGACAGUACAUCAAAAAGCAAUUCCUGCAUUUUUUAAUCCAUAUAUUACAAAAUAGCCUUUUUUAUUUUUUUCGUUGAUAACAUACUGAGAUGUGUCAUUUCAUGAGCUAUUGGUCAAUUGAUUUCAGCAUGCCUCACAACAAUUUUAUUGGAAUCCAUGAAUAUUGUAUUUUGAGAUACAUAAUUGUAUCAUGUUCAAUACGGAACCAUCUCAAAAUAUGCUUGUGUCUAAUCCAAUGGAGUAGUCUUUGGUAAUGGUUUGCAAACUACCACAAUACUUACCCUUGUUAUGCUUAACCGGU